This is a messenger RNA of Sinocyclocheilus rhinocerous, 2179 nucleotides long. Its product is annotated as R3H and coiled-coil domain-containing protein 1-like. Gene Ontology annotation, molecular function: nucleic acid binding. NCBI's taxonomy places the organism in Eukaryota, Metazoa, Chordata, Actinopteri, Cypriniformes, Cyprinidae. The coding region runs from base 560 to 1435 and encodes 291 amino acids. The record is from RefSeq and is a predicted model, not a curated record. The transcript is spliced from 9 exons.
CACCGGAACACCGGUUCAAUUUAGUGUUGUUAUCAAGAGUUGUCUUUUUGACUGGGAUUUAAUCGCGUUUAAAGGUCUCUUUCGAGUUUAUUUGUCUAAACCAGUCCCGUCUUGAAACGCGUUUAAUGUUAUUGAGUGGGAGUGGCGAGCUAAGCUAGUACAGUUAGCUAAUGUUCAAUGUGUAGAGACUAAAGCAUCUCCAGUAAGUCUCUGUGGAUAAAGAUCUUCGUCCUCUGACACCCUGGCUCUUCCUCGUGUCAAUGGCUGUUACCUCCCCAAACUAGAGACUGAAUUCCUCCAUACAGUCCUGGAGGAGCUGGAUGUGUUUCAACAGAGAAAUGAGCACAAAAGCGUUCUACUCUUCCCUCCUGUCCCGAGCCGACUUCGCUUCCUGAUUCACCAAACUAGUGCAAAUCAUCCCAGCCUCAGCACCUUCUCUGUGGGCGAGGGCUGCGCUCGCAGAGUCGUAGUGUGCUAUUCAGACCUCAGGUUGCCAGAAGAAGACCAGAUAGAUGCGAAGGGCAGAUCCAAUGAGCGAGCGCGCAGUUGGGACAGAGACAUGGAGACCAACAGCAACACACGCUCACUGGAGACCAGCUUCAACAACAGACGGAGAGCCAGACGGCCAGACAAGGCUAUUUACGUUCCGCGUGUUAUGAGACAUAAGAUAGAUCUGGAACAACCGAAUCUCAAGGAAUCAUCUGUGGAAUCCUCCUCUGCCGUUGCUAAGGAACCUUUUGCAGCCAAUCAGAAGCCAGAGGUGGACAGCACUGGCCAGUCACUGGGCGAUGAGGAGUUUGUGCAGCUUUCGAGGUCGGGCCCGUCACCGUGGCCUCCAGCCUGGGACCAGACUGUGACUUUCUUCACAUCUCUGACAUUAGAUGACGAAACAGAUGAAAAUUGUGCCAACAACAAGGCCCUUCCCACUGAUGCCACACUCCAGCAGCAGGACGUUGAUGAAAGUUUGCUGUCGGAGGUCAAAGCCAAGCUAAAACAUGGGGACAUCACCAUACUCAACACCUGCAUUGAUUUCCCCGCCUAUGCAAACAUCUGGCUGGACCCACAGGAGUUCGGCCACGUCAUUGAGAUCUACGACUUUCCUGCCAUGUUUAAAACAGACGACCUGCUUGAUGCCUUUGCUGACUAUAGUGAAGGGGGGAUGAAGAUCAAGUGGGUGGAUAACACUCAUGCUCUCGGAGUGUUUUCAAGGCAGUCGGCAGCUACGCAGGCACUGUCCCUCAAACAUCCCAUACUGAAGACCCGCGCGCUGCUAGAGGGGAGCCAGAAAGCAAAGUGGAAAGCAACCAGACGUGCAGAGUUCAUUCAGCCGGUGAAGGAAAGGCCGCGGACGGACACAGCGGUGGCUCGCAGGAUGGUGACCAGAGCGCUGGGCUUGAGGGGGAGACGCUUUGAAAUGAGAAACAACUUCAACUGAAUAAAUAAAGUUCCUCGUCCCAGUCAGACUGUCCUUCAGUUAAAACUGUACUGGGAAAAGAACAAAUGUCCUUGACAUUACUGCACCACUCAGACUGGGAAAGGAGAUGCUGUAAAGUGUUAUUUAGCUGCACAGGAUGUUCGAAAUGCUCAAACACAUGAAAUAUAUGUGGUCUCCCAAGUUUUAAUUGGUUGAGUUCUGUACUAUUUUAGGAAACAAGCCUGUAGUAUGUUAAGUGAGCAUUUGAUGUGAGUUUUGGUAAGCAUUCAGAGGACUUUGGUUUUUUCUUCUUUAGCAGGAAACAGCCUUGUUUGUUUUUUUUCCUUGCUCUGUUUCUUCAUGCUAACAAGCUCAGCAUCUGGUCCAGCCAUUGUAAAUAGAUCAUUUUUAUUAACUUAAAUCUUAUUUAAUACAAAUAAGCUCUUUUGCUCAUUGGAUUUCCUGUCAUAUCAAUCAUAUUGAAUCUAAUGAUUAAAUUAAGAAGACUGUGUUUAGCUGUGUUGUUUGUCAAUGUUGUUUUCAUGUUCAGCUUGUGUAAUUUGAGAUGGGAAUGGAGUCUAAAUUACAUUUUUGAAACAUUAAAUGUUUUGUUUAAAAUGCAAUAGUAUUAUUAGAUGUACAACUAAAUGUAGAUAAUUCUGUUUGCUACCGUUAUUAUUUAUUUGACUUGUAUGGCGGAGUUGAUUUGUUAAAAAACUGACUUAUUUCUGCACUACGAUGCUUUAAAAUUGUUUGAUACCUCAA